AUGUACGCUCCCAACCAGGAUUCUCUAUCAACUUCACCCCCGGAUAAGCCAAAGCUGAUGCAGGGCGGGAACUACAUAGCCGAAGGUCGGGACUCCAACAAAUCCACCUGGCUCCUCCACAUCGAGUCGCGUUCCUCAGCAAGACGGCCAGGGUACGAGUUCAUGGUAGAAUGUGAACACGGCUCUGGCGACUUCGGAGCGGCUCUCGACGAGCUGAAAAAGGAUACGGGAUAUUUGACUAUUAUAUCCAGGAACUACAAGGAUAAUAGAUCCGCGGUCCCAUGGUUCCCGCGUCGUAUUCGCGACCUAGACCGUUUCGCAAAUCAAAUUCUCUCGUACGGUUCGGAGUUGGACUCCGACCACCCAGGAUUCACGGAUCCGGAGUACCGCGCCAGGCGGAAGUACUUCGCGGACAUCGCGUACAACUACAAGCAUGGGCAACCCCUCCCACGGGUUGACUACUCCAAGGACGAGACUGCCACAUGGGGAGCCGUGUUCCGGAAACUCACCGAGCUAUACCCGACCCAUGCCUGCAAGGAACACAACCACGUGUUCCCCCUUUUGAUUGAGAACUGCGGGUACAGGGAAGACAAUAUUCCUCAAUUGGAAGAUGUUUCUAACUUCUUGAAGGAUUGUACCGGAUUCACGUUGCGUCCAGUAGCUGGACUGCUAUCGUCCCGUGAUUUCCUAGCUGGCCUAGCGUUCCGAGUCUUCCACAGCACACAGUACAUACGCCACCACUCUAGGCCACUCUAUACCCCGGAACCAGAUGUUUGUCACGAACUUCUUGGACACGCGCCGCUAUUCGCCGAUCCAGCUUUUGCCCAGUUCUCGCAAGAAAUAGGACUCGCCUCAUUGGGUGCGCCUGAUGAUUACAUCGAAAGACUUGCCACGUGCUUCUGGUUCACGGUGGAGUUCGGCCUGUGUCGGCAAGACGGUCAGUUGAAGGCAUACGGUGCUGGUCUCCUUUCGUCGUUCGGCGAGUUGCAGUACUGCCUCUCGGAUAAACCAGAGCUCAGGGACUUCAAUCCGGAGGUGACGGGCGAACAAAAGUACCCAAUAACCGAGUACCAGCCCAUCUACUUCGUCGCUGACAGCUUCGAGAGCGCAAAGGAGAAGAUGAUAAAAUUCGCCCAGACGAUACCUCGUGACUUUGCGGUGAGAUAUAAUCCGUACACCCAAAGUAUCGAUCUCCUGGAUUCACAAAAGCAGAUGAGGGAUCUCCUUCGGGAAGUCCACCAAGAGAUGAAUCUUCUCCUCAAUACUAUGGAAAAGCUUUAA
Messenger RNA from Leptosia nina, 1281 nucleotides. Lineage: Eukaryota; Metazoa; Arthropoda; Insecta; Lepidoptera; Pieridae. The record is from the annotation of a GenBank genome assembly.